Messenger RNA from Fomitiporia mediterranea MF3/22, 2414 nucleotides. Its product is annotated as histone deacetylase clr3. Lineage: Eukaryota; Fungi; Basidiomycota; Agaricomycetes; Hymenochaetales; Hymenochaetaceae. Gene Ontology annotation, biological process: chromatin organization. Gene Ontology annotation, cellular component: histone deacetylase complex. The transcript is spliced from 18 exons. The record is from RefSeq and is a predicted model, not a curated record. Gene Ontology annotation, molecular function: histone deacetylase activity. Bases 70 to 2271 code for a protein of 733 amino acids.
UCUCAUCGCUUGUGUCCAGCUUAUCAUUAGAACCUUUCUUUCUGCACUGAACGCCAACCUUCCUCUUCCAUGUCCUUCCUCACUGCAAUGGUCAGUGGUCUAAUGAGAGGAGGGUCGCAAGCCUCUGCACCCUCCGCAGCUACUGGGACAUCUGAUGCGAGGAUAGAGGAAGUAGUGACUCAGACUGAAAAUGUAACUCUUGAAGAGACUGCAGAAGAGUCCAGAUCUAUGGACAUUGACGGCGUAACACCCAACGAAGAGCCCGUUCACGUCCUAGACGAAACGCACGAAUCCUCCUCUGCACCAACCGGGUCAGCAGUUACUGCGAGAACAGAAAUGGCGGCUGCUCAAACGCUCGUUCGACCGAGUUCUGUCCCUCUGGAACGAGAGGCUGCGCAGAUGCCUCGUUUCGGCUACGUUUAUGAUGUCCGUAUGAUGAACCAUGCGCCUGUGACCUCAAGCAAUCAUGAAGACCAUCCGGAGCAGCCUGCUCGAAUAGCCGGUAUUUAUAUGAGGCUCCGCAAUUUCGGUUGUCUGUUACGCAUGAAACACAUUCCCAUCCGUCCAGUUCGUAAAAUGGAGGCAAUGCUGGUCCAUAGCGAAGACCACUGGGAGAAGGUCCAGAUGAUAGCCCGAAUGGACUCUGAACAAAUCGCCAUGUCAGAGGCUUACUAUGAAUUUCUUUCACUCUAUGUCUGUCCAAGUACUACCAUGGCUGCUCAACUCAGCUGCGGUGGCGUCAUCGAAGCUGCACUGGCUGUUGCACGCGGUGAGCUAGAAAAAUCAUUCGCUAUCGUUCGUCCUCCUGGCCAUCAUGCAGAGCCAGAAGAGCACAUGGGUUUUUGUUUCUUUAACAAUGUUGCCGUGGCUGCGCGCGUCGUGCAACAACUCACGCCUUUGAAACGUAUACUGAUCUUAGAUUGGGAUGUGCAUCAAGGCAAUGGGACACAGCGCGCCUUUAACGAUGAUCCUAGCGUGUUGUACAUAUCAAUUCAUCGGUAUGAAAAUGGUAUAUUUUACCCCGGUGGACCUUUUGGCGGAUUAGAUUCCUGUGGCGAAGGAGCAGGAGAGGGAACGUCAGUAAAUAUUCCAUGGCCAGAAGCCGGGAUGGGAGAUGCAGAGUACAUUCAUGCUUUCACGAGGAUUGUCAUACCAAUAGCUAUGCAGUUUGCUCCCGAGCUUGUCAUAAUUUCAGCAGGCUUUGACGCAGCUGAUGGAGAUGAUCUUGGUGAAUGCCACGUAACACCGGCAGGUUAUGCGAUGAUGACGCACAUGCUGUCAUCGCUCGCCGGCGGGAAGCUCGUCGUUGCGUUGGAGGGCGGAUACAAUGUCGAAUCCAUUUCAAACUCUGCACUCGCUGUAACUCGGGUCCUUUUAGGUGAUGCGCCUCCAGAGUUGAAGCCGGUAGUGGCGAAUGAAGCAGCUACCGAGACUGUAUGGCUCGUAGCCAAACGACAACAUAGGUAUUGGCAGAACCUUGACGUAACUUCUUGUGAACCUCGUGAGGAAUACCCGGAGCAGACACUUUCGAUACCCGAACUACUUAAGAUACAUCGUCAAGAAUACCUCUAUCGAGAAUACCAGAUGGUGCAAGUACCGCUUCUAGACACAGAGGUAGAAGAGCGCUAUCAGUCUCAAGUCAUUUGCUCCCAAGAUGUCAUGGAUAAGGAUACCCUGGUCCUACUUGUACAUCAAUUUGGCAACCUACUAGUUGAGGUCGCCGGCGCCAUGGUAUGCGAUGUGCAACUCGAGCACUCCUAUUUAUUGGACGUUACUAAACGGCUUGUAGAAUGGGUGAGGCAGAAGGGAUACGCUUACGCGGAAAUCAACACGUACCCAAGGCCUCCACAGCCCAACCAUAGACGAAGUUGGUCGGAGCUCGCUCGCGAGGUCGUAUCCUACCUGUGGGACAACUACAUUCUGCUUUCACAGGCAAAGAAAAUUGUCUUGAUAGGACAUGGUCCUGAAUGUCAAGCUGUCAUGGACCUUUUGAGCACUCGUGUACAAACUGUAAUGGAUACAGUCCAAGCUGUUGUGUUGAUCGUUGGGCGAGAAGACAUCCCUAGUAUCCCGAGGCACGAAGACGAACUCAGGGACUGGUACACAAAAAGCUCCUUCGUUGCUGCCCCUCUGGACCACGAACUCAACAUCGAGGGAAAGAUACGCAAGAAGCACGGGAAAGUGAAGUUUUAUAACGAAAAGAAACGAGUUAAAAUUUUGUCCCAUGCCCUCCCGGACAUCACGUCGUUCAUUGAGUCUAAGUUGUCGUAAUGAGCCAGUACUGGAUGCUGUCUUUCAAUGUAGUUUAGAUUUAGUAGAACUUUACCGUCGUGUCAUCUGCUUGCAUUGUCUCUUUCUUCAUCUGAUCUAGCACUUGUUUUGCUUUCGUGUUUAGAGUAAACACCACAUAUAAC